Molecule: messenger RNA, 1593 nt
Organism: Armigeres subalbatus
Lineage: Eukaryota; Metazoa; Arthropoda; Insecta; Diptera; Culicidae
Exons: 5
Coding region: 1-1593 (530 amino acids)
Biological process (GO): DNA integration
Molecular function (GO): nucleic acid binding
Source: RefSeq, a predicted model, not a curated record
AUGGAGGGUAAUAAUGAUCGUACUUUCGGUCCACUGCAGCAUUGGGAGCUGAACAAGGCCGAGAACUACCUGCACCGUGAAGCUCAGAGAACAGUCUUUGCCGAUGAAAUUACCAUUUUAACAAGGGACCGGGAAACAGAGAAUCCGGACAAGUGUUUACCAAGAAGCAGUUCGCUGUUCCGUCAGUGCACCUUUCUGGAUGAAGCCUAUGUUAUCAGGAUUCGGGGUAGAACACAAGCCUGUGCUUUCAUUACCCGCGACGCAGCUCAACCAAUCGUUCUUCCACGCGAUCAUCCAAUUACCACGCUCAUCCUCCUAGAUUUCCAUAAACGCUUCAAUCACCAAAACCACCAAACAACAAUUAAUGAAGUACGUCAACGCUACCACAUUCCGAAACUGAAAGUAGCCUAUAAAAAUGCCCGCAAGGGCUGUCAAAAGUGUAAAAAUGAUCAAGCUUCUGCACAACCUCCAAUUAUGAACGCCCUACCGAUGCAAAGCCUCGCAGCAUACACACAUUCAUGCCUGCUGGCGAUACGAAACAUAAUAGCACGAAGAGGAACACCAGCAGUUAUUUUCAGCGACCGUGGCACCAACUUCCAAGGCGCUAGUAAAGAGCUGAAAGCUGUUUUGCAGAACAUCAACCAGGACCAACUCGUCCGGGAGUUCAUGACACCGAAUACUGAGUGGACUUUUAUACCACCCGUCUCACCACAUAUGGGAGGAGCGUGGGAACGCCUGAUCCGAACUGUGAAAGCUAACUUAACCAAGUUGCAAUGGGGAAGGCUUCCCACCGACGAGGUUCUUAACAACACACUGUUAGAAAUCGAAAAUGUGGUGAAUUCAAGACCACUGACUGAAAUCUUUAUGGACAACGACGAAUCAUCUGUGUUGACACCGAACCAUUUCCUGCUCGGUUCGUCGAACGGCCUGAAACCAAGGGUACCAUAUAACGAUAAUCCGACCGUUCUCCGGAACAGCUACAAGCAAUCACAAAUUAUGGCUAACGAAUUCUGGAGAGGCUGGUUAAGAGACUAUCUUCCUGAAAUUACUCGACGCACCAAAUGGUUUGGUAAGGUCAAACCAAUCCAAGUUGACGAUGUGGUGAUCAUUGUGGACCCUAACUCUCCACGCAACAGUUUGCCACUAGGACGCGUAAUAGCCACCAGGUCUGCGGCAGAUGGUCAAGUCAGAAGUGCAACUGUUCAAACCACUCGAGGCAUUUAUGAGAGACCUGCCGUUGCUUUCUCGCCGUAUUGGACCAACAAGCAACCGCCAUCAAUCGCGCUAGGUAUCUACAUUACGGACUUCAGCUUCAGCCAUCAGAUCAGAGCCAACCACUUACAAGCGUCUAUCGCCGGGCAGGAUGCGACGAGGGUCUCUACGACAGCUGCGCGCGGUCGAACUCAAGUGGCCAACGCAGCCCGGCUGGAUGGGCGGGCGGUGUGUGCGUCGCUUGUUCUUGCUGGUCGCCACUCCAAGAGCCAGCCAAGCAGAUCCGAAAACAAUGCCGCUGAGAGGUUGAUGGAGGGAAAAACUCCAUUUCACUGCCUAAUUGAGUCCGGCCAGAGCGCCGAAGUGGUGGUAAGCGUUUGA